This is a messenger RNA of Vitrella brassicaformis, 1139 nucleotides long. Lineage: Eukaryota; Vitrellaceae. The record is from the annotation of a GenBank genome assembly.
CUGAGCCUCCAGCACACUGUGUGCUCCUCAGGAUGUUCUUGAGAGCUGCCUCGACAGUGAAAAUGUGCGGUAAGAUCGCCAACUGGAGAGCGGCGAUGUGAAAAAUGCGGUUUGAAACCGUUGCGUGUCAGGGGGGUACCUGCAGCUCGUCGAGCGAGGAGUCGACGGUAUGGUGGCCGUCUUUCGUGGCCGGUGGCGGCCGAAGGGAGAGGAGGAGAACGGCGAUGCACGGCUGGCGGCCUUCAAGAUCCUCAAGAUACUGCCGCCUGAUGCGCUAGAAGGCGACCCCGUCCUCAAGAGCCGCUACGAGAAGAGCCUGCUGGGGCUGAGGCGAGAGGACUCCAUGAUGACGGAGCAUGGCGGGAAGGGGCCCUUCCUGAGGCGUUUUGAGGCUGAACUGGAUGCAGAGGCACCUGCCUUCUUGGAGGAGGGAGACGCAGAGAAGGCGUGCAUCUUUGUGGCGUUCCCCUGGCUGUCUGGUAUGCCAACAAUAAGACACUUACUUGGCAUGCAAACCGCCUGUCUGUCCAUUGGUAACGAUUCCUUUUGGUGCAGAAAACUACAGCAACGCGUCUACCUUCUUUGCCGAGCACAGCAUCCCCCGCAUCAUCAAGGAGACUUGGAUCCCACUGGACCCAAUGCUCGCCGAGGCUGGGCUGAGGGACCUUACCUACAGCAUCCGCAUGGCCAUCAGGGGCCUGCUCCACCAUUUGCGAGUGCACAAGACAGCCUUCCACGACUUCAACAGCCUCGCUCAGGACAAUCUCGUCAAGGAUAUCUUUACCGACGAGCAGAUCGCCAAUCCAACUGCCGGCCCCCUCCCUCCCCCUUCCUUACCCUUCAGCGCAAUGGCCGGCGGUCGGAUGAUCGACCUGGCCAUGGACAUUGUGCUGAGGGGCGAGACACAGCGGUCAUUUACCGUCAGGGGGGAUCCUGCUUUGUCCGCAGCGAAGGAGGAGAUGCCAAAAGAAGACUUCUCAAGACUGCUGCGUAAGAGGAGCCUCGAGCGAGCCGUCAGGUGGCAAAAGGCCCUUUGCAGCCUCUACGACAUAGACACCAGCCUGCCUGUGGUGCGCAAGGACUUCGAGUACAUCAGCACCCUUGAAGGACACAAGCUGAUGGGCUGGGUCUUGGAGUAG